Molecule: messenger RNA, 330 nt
Organism: Paramecium sonneborni
Lineage: Eukaryota; Ciliophora; Oligohymenophorea; Peniculida; Parameciidae
Source: the annotation of a GenBank genome assembly
AUGAACAAUGUACCAUUGAAAGUCAUUCUGAUCCAAAAAAUUAUAAAAACAAAAGGGGACCAAGAAGAUAUGAUUUUACCAGAUUCUGAUUAAGAGGAUUAAUCUCCAUCUCCAAAUGAAAUCAAUGAAAAUGGAGAUAUUGACUCAAGAUUGAGAUCAAAAAUGAAGCGGCUUAGAUUUAGUACAUCAAACUAAAUCUAUUAUUUCUCAUAGAAUGCUAAAUCCUCUCCAAAUCAAUCUCCUGCUCUUUCUCCAAGAUAUUCUUCUAAUUCCAUAUAAUCUAUUCUCAAACCUAAAAGUUGCUCCAUCUUUGGAUAGACAAAAAAAUGA